GCUAAGCCUGGGUGUGACACCAAUAGGGAUGCAGACUCAACCAGAGUUGUGGAUAGAGACCAACUAUCCCAAGACCCCUUGGGAAAAUAUCACACUUUGGUGCAAAAGCCCCUCUGGAUAUCCAAGCAAAUUCCUGCUGCUGAAGGAUGAGACACAGAUGACGUGGAUCCACCCUUCUGACAAGACCAUCAAAGUUUCAUUCCCCUUAGGUGCCCUUACUAAGAUGAAUUCAGGACGUUACAAGUGCCUCUACUGGAAGGAAAAUGGCUGGUCGAAACCUAGUAAAGUUCUAGAGUUGGAGGGUCCAGGCCAAAGUUCCAAGCCUGUCUUCUGGAUCUCAGCUAAGACUUCCCCUCUUCCUGUAUGUAAUGUUGACAUGCUCUGCAAUGGCUGGAUAGAGGAUUUAGUAUUCUUGCUAUUCAAAGAGGCAUCUCCCGAGUCCAUGGAUUAUGAAUCCUCAACUGGGACAGUAACCAUAUACUCCAUUGCCAAUUUAACACCUAGGAGCAAAGGAAUGUACAUGUGCCGUACUCAUAUCCAUAUGUUCCCUACUCCGUGGUCAGAGUCCGGCAGUCCCCCGAUGCUAAUUGUGGCAGGACUGUAUCCAAAACCAACUCUUACAGCAUAUCCUGGGCCCUUCAUGGCACCUGGAGAAAGUCUGAAUCUCAGGUGUCAGGGGCCAAUCUAUGGAAUGACCUUUGCUUUAAUAAGGCUUGAAGGUAUGAAGAAAUCAUUUUACCUCAAGAAACCAAUAAAAAAUGAGGCAUAUUUCUUCUUCCGGUCUUUGAAAAUACAUGAUACUGGACGAUACUUCUGUUUUUACUAUGAUGGAUCAUACAGAGGUUCACUGCUCAGCGAUGUCCAGAAAGUUUGGGUAACCGAUUCUUUCCCUGAGACCUGGCUACUUGUCCAUCCAAGUCCUGUGGUUCAAAUUGGUCAGAAUGUGAGUCUGUUGUGUCAAGGGUUAGUGAAUGACGUGGGACUUGCACUUUAUAAAAAAGAAGAUAAAGCACUUCAGCUCUUGGAUACCACUACCACUGAUGGCAAUGAGUCAUUCUUCCUCAACAAUGUGACCUCCAGAGAUGCUGGCAUCUAUACCUGUCACUAUUUGCUCUCCUGGAAGACCUCCAUCAAGGUGACAUCUCACAACAUUGUGAAGCUUGAGGUUAUAGAUAAACCCCCUAAACCUUUUCUGACAGCCUGGCCCAGCAAUGUAUUUAAACUAGGAAAGGCCAUCACCCUUCAGUGUCGAGCACAUCGUCCAGUAAUUGAAUAUUGUCUGGAACGGGAAGAAAAAGCAACAGUCAAACAAGUCUCAGUGAAUGGAGACUUUAUCAUCAGUAAUAUUGAAGGGAAAGGCACAGGGACAUACAGUUGCAGUUACCGUGCAGAUGCAUACCCUAAUAUUUGGUCAUAUCGCAGUGAGCCUCUGAGGCUGAUGGGACCAGCAGGUUUUCUCAACUGGAAUUAUGUUCUGAAUGAAGCCAUCAGAUUGACCCUGCUGAUACAGCUUGUUGCAUUGCUGUUUAUAAUUCUGUGGCUAAGAUGGAGAUGUCGGAGACUCAGACUCAGAGAAGCCUGGUUGCUGGGAACAGCUCAAGGGGUCACCAUGCUCUUCAUAGUCACAGCCUUGCUCUUCUGUGGACUGUGCAGUGGAGCAUUGAUAGAAGAGACUGAAAUAAUCAUGCCAACUCCUAAACCUGAGCUGUGGGCAGAGACCAACUUUCCUCUGGCCCCAUGGAAGAACUUAACCCUCUGGUGCAGAAGCCCUUCUGGUUCAACUAAGGAGUUUGUGUUGUUAAAAGACGGGACAGGGUGGAUUGCGACCCGCCCGGCCACAGAGCAGGUCCGGGCAGCUUUCCCCCUUGGCGCCCUGACCCAGAGCAACACCGGGAGUUACCACUGUCAUUCAUGGGAAGAGAUGGCUGUGUCCGAGCCCAGUGAGGCCCUGGAACUAGUGGGAACAGAUAUCCUCCCUAAGCCUGUCAUUUCUGCUUCUCCCCCUGUCCGAGGACAGGAACUGAAAAUUCGGUGCAAUGGAUGGCUGGAAGGCAUGGGGUUUGCUCUGUAUAAGGAGGGGGUACAGGAACCUGUCCAACAACUUGGUGUGGUUGGGAGAGAAGCUUUUUUCACAAUCCAAAGAAUGGAGGAUAAAGAGGAAGGCAAUUACAGCUGCCGAACUCAUACUGAAAAGCACCCCUUCAAGUGGUCUGAACCCAGUGAGCCUGUGGAGCUUGUCAUUAAAGAAAUGUACCCCAAGCCUUUCUUCAAGACAUGGGCCAGUCCUAUGGUGACUCCUGGUGCCCGAGUAACUUUCAACUGCUCCACUCCCCAUCAGCACAUGAGCUUUAUUCUGUACAAAGAUGGAAGUGAAAUAGCAUCCAGUGACAAGUCUUGGUCAAGUCUGGGGACCAGUGCUGCUCACUUUCUCAUCAUUUCAGUGGGCAUUGGUGAUGGAGGGAAUUAUAGCUGUCGAUACUAUGACUUUUCUAUCUGGUCUGAGCCAAGUGACCCUGUGGAGCUUGUGGUGACAGAUUUCUACCCCAAGCCUACUCUCCUGGCUCAGCCAGGUCCUGUGGUACUUCCUGGGAAGAAUGUGAGCCUGCACUGCCAAGGGCUUUUCUGGGACAUGAGGUUUGCCCUCCUGAAGGAAGGAACACAGGUUCCCAUACAAAUCCAGAGCACUUCAGGGAACUCAGUGGACUUCCUCCUCCACACUACUGGAGUAGAGGAUUCUGGAAACUACAGCUGUGUCUAUUAUGAGACAGCCAUGUCAAAUAGGGGAUCGCAUCUCAGUGCACCCAUUAUGAUCUGGGUGACAGACACAUUUCCCAAGCCAAGGCUGUUUGCUGAGCCCAGUUCUGUGGUACCCAUGGGAUACAACGUUACUCUCUGGUGCCGAGGCCCAGUCCAUGGAGUAGGGUACAUUCUUCACAAGGAAAGGGAUGACACUUCAGUGAAGCUAUGGGGAUCCACCAGUGAUGAUGGGGCAUUCCCCAUCAUUAAUAUUUCAGGUGCCACCAUAGGACGCUACAGUUGUUGCUACCAUCCUGACUGGAGCAAUUCCAUCAAGUUACAGCCUAGCAACACCCUGGAACUCAUUGUCACUGGUUUGCUUCCCGAACCCAGUCUGUUAGCCCAGCCUGGUCCUGUGGUAGCUCCUGGAGAAAACAUGACCCUUCAGUGUGAAGGGGAAUUGCCAGACUCAACAUAUGUCCUGUUGAAGAAGGGUGCCCGUGAGCCUAUAGGGCAACAGAGGCCAAGUGGGUAUAAGGCUGACUUCUGGAUGCCAUCGGUGAGAAGUGAGAAUUCUGGAAUCUAUACCUGUGUUUAUUAUUUGGACACUGCCCCCCUUGCAGCUUCCAAUCACAGUGAGCCCCUGGAGGUCUGGGUGACUGACAAGCCUCCCAAACCUUCCCUCUCAGCCUGGCCUAACGCUGAGUUCAAGCUAGGGAAGGACAUAACGCUGCAGUGCCGAGGACCCAUGCCAGGUGUUGAGUUUGUCCUGGAACAUGAUGGAGAAGAAGCACCUCAGCAGUUCUCAGAGGAUGGAGACUUUGUCAUCAACAACAUGGAAGGAAAAGGCAUUGGAAACUACAGCUGCAGCUAUCGCCUCCAGGCAUACCCUGAUAUAUGGUCCGAGCCUAGUGAUCUCCUGGAGCUGGUCGGAGCAGCAGGGCCUGCUGCUCAGGAGUGCACUGUGGGAAACAUUGUCCGAAGUAGCCUGAUUGUGGUGGUGAUUGUAGCCUUGGGAAUAGUGUUAGCCAUAGAGUGGAAGAAGUGGCCUCGACUCCGAACCAGGGGCUCUGAUACAGAUGGAAGAGACCAGACCAUAGCCCUUGAAGAGUGCAACCCAGAAGUGGAACCAGACACCAACACCAGCUCUCCCUCAUCAGCCUCUCGGGGGACCUCAGUAGAGGGUCCAGUCCCUGUGUAAUAAUCUACUCCUUGACAUGAGCUUUUUUCUCUUUUCCCCACAGAGACCUGAAAACCUGCCUUGUUACCCUGGGUGUCAGUAUUAGCUACUAUUCCUUGGCAACUAAUCACCCCAGCUGAAUCCAAGAGAUUCUGGCAGUUGAGAGUUCUACCAGGAUGAGAUGUUUCUUGAAGAGAGAUUCCUUGCUCCUGUAACUCUUCACUUUACUGAUUUACUGAUGCAUGAAAUUCUAUUAAAAUGUAUUCUUAUGAAUAAAGAGUAUUCACUAUUAAAUUGCAAAAACCA
This is a messenger RNA of Sorex fumeus (smoky shrew), 4222 nucleotides long. RefSeq names its product immunoglobulin superfamily member 1 (gene IGSF1). The record is from RefSeq and is a predicted model, not a curated record. The transcript is spliced from 18 exons. NCBI's taxonomy places the organism in Eukaryota, Metazoa, Chordata, Mammalia, Eulipotyphla, Soricidae. The coding region runs from base 29 to 3937 and encodes 1302 amino acids. Gene Ontology annotation, cellular component: plasma membrane.